UUGAUUUUGAACUGUUCAGAUCGAAGCUUAUAUUGUGAAUGUCUUUGAGUAAUUCGGAUUGUUUAGGAAGCACUAGAUCUAUCAAAAUUGAGGCUGGGGAAGGGUGGUUCCAUGCGUGAGAAUCUUUUGCGGUCUUGGAAUGCGGUUGACACGGUCGGUUGAAUUCGUAAUCUGGAAAUACCCUUCUCAUGUAGGCAAGGCGCAUGCGCGAAUGACAUCAUUGGGCGGAGUUAUGUAAAUGAGUGCGGCGUUCGAUCUCGUUCAAGACAAGAUGGUAAUGCACGGACAAAGCGAUAUAUUGGAGGUUUUACUCGGGAGGACCCCUGAACUGGUAAAUGCCGGCGGGGAGUUUAAUUUCUUUGCCCCGUCGACGGAGCGAGAACAGGCACUUGACAUGGACAUAUUUGAAGACAAUGCGGACCUCACUCUUCUAGACAUUGUCGCAGGCGACCAGUGCUUCGUCGAGGAAGUUGUACCUCAGUCGUCGGUUCCGGAGGAAGUCUACAAUGUCACCGUCACGACGUCCAAUGAAGACGACCAGAUCCUGCAUGACGGCGAAUCGCUUGUCUUUCAGUUCCCACCAACUGUUCCUUACAACAUCGAAACCGAGACCACCACAUUGGACGCCUCAUUUCUGCAGAGCUUUGCCUGUGUUAGCCAACCAGAAGACACAGUGGACUCGGAGUCUCUGUAUUCCACGUCUACCGUCCCAAACACGCCAUUCAGUCCCUCUUCGCCCGUGUUCUUGCCCUACGGCGACACCUCCUCCCAGAGUUCCACGUCCGCCGACUCCACUUCCGGGAACGUGCCGGCGUUCGUAAAAGAGGGUUUAAAAAUGGCCAUUCGGAACAAGAGGCGGAGCGAGGGGAAGGGUGAUAUCAGGGUGGAGUUCGUGCCACCAGCUCCCGAACAGCUAACCGACGAGGAGAAGGCGCUGCGAGAUGAGAAGAGGGAGAAGAACAAAAUGGCGGCCCAAAAAUGUAGAGAAAAGAAACGUGUGAGAAUAGAUGUCCUAGAAGCGGAAACGAGAAAGUUGAAGGGAAAGAUGGUUGCGUUCCAGACUGAGAUUCAGAAGUUGAUCGAGGAGCGAGAUCACCUGAUGGACGUAAUCAGCGUACACAGCCAGGUGUGUCCCGUCUUCCGGGCGCAGCUGCCGCCACAUUGACACCCGCCGUCCUAGCGCACGGACGGACAAACCCGGGACCCCCACUGGACUUGACCAAUCAGUCUGUUGAACUGAACGUUAGCCAACACUGGCCGCGGUGUGACAGGGCGGUGACUGAUAUACAUGUAUGCAUUUGUUGGAUAGCUAUCAUGAAAUACUAUAUUUUAUCUAUUAUGUUGUUAUUUAAAUGUGAACAUUACGUGUGAUGGAGUCAGCUUUGUUCUUACCGAAGCGGCAGAGAUGUUUGUUAUAUUUAAUUUGUAUGACAAUAUCUGAGCAAACCAUGUUUAGAAGUUUUUGUUUGACCGCCAGAUUGAGAAUGAUUGAAACCAGAAGUCAGUUGAACUUUUCCGCGUAUGAAUUUCCGCACGUCGACGUAGAAGUGAAACAUAGAAUUGUACAUGUAAUAAAUAAAGAAAGUACAAGUCAGCAAUUUGCAUAAACACUCCUGAAUAACGGGGAGCGGCCUAGAUAUUUAAUACGGCCGCUGUAGAUAAACGAUCAUGAAUGGGGUACGUUUUCAAUGUCACUAUCAUAGAUAAACAUGUAUAUAUCCUACAAUGGACAAGUAUAUAUGCGUGGGUGUAUAUUGAGUGUCUUUUGUUUAUAAAUAUGUUAAUUUAUAACAUUGAAAAAUGAACACUUUCGUCAUCUUAAAAGUGUUAAUGAAACGCGACAAUGAACUAACACUAUGGGUGUUUGUGAGUUGGUAAUGCAUUGUUACAGUGGCAACGGUUUCUAGUGCAAUAAGUUAAAACUAGAUUACUAUUUUAUUUAAUAUUGAAUUGGUUAACUAGAAAAAAGUUAAACUUCGUCUUAAGCAAGUAUUACAAAGGUUGGUUCAUUACAACCGAACCUUUGCGUCAUCGUUCCGGAUGCCUUGCAGAGACUGGUACAUCUGACCUGAACUUGUUUCCAUGCAUCAUUUUAGUUGUUGAACACAAUGUUGUAAACCAUGCACAUUCUAUCAAGCUAUAUUAAAAGGCAGCAUUUUUAUAGUUCAUCUUUUGUUUGUACAUGCACCAUUGACAUUCUCAUAUAACUUUACUUGAACUGUAUAUUGACAUAGAUUUUUACCUCAUUGUUACAAUUCUUCGGGAUGAUGUUAUUAUAGUUUGUGUGUUUCAACUAUUUUGUAGGUUUUGCAUUGUGAACAAGUUUUAAAAAAUAAAAGUAUAACAACAA
This is a messenger RNA of Mya arenaria, 2350 nucleotides long. RefSeq names its product protein c-Fos-like. Lineage: Eukaryota; Metazoa; Mollusca; Bivalvia; Myida; Myidae. Gene Ontology annotation, cellular component: nucleus. The transcript is spliced from 6 exons. Gene Ontology annotation, molecular function: DNA-binding transcription factor activity, RNA polymerase II-specific; RNA polymerase II cis-regulatory region sequence-specific DNA binding. Gene Ontology annotation, biological process: regulation of transcription by RNA polymerase II. The record is from RefSeq and is a predicted model, not a curated record. Bases 239 to 1165 code for a protein of 308 amino acids.